Messenger RNA from Microplitis mediator, 1932 nucleotides. RefSeq lists its product as uncharacterized. The record is from RefSeq and is a predicted model, not a curated record. Bases 116 to 1759 code for a protein of 547 amino acids. Lineage: Eukaryota; Metazoa; Arthropoda; Insecta; Hymenoptera; Braconidae. The transcript has 3 exons.
GCUAGCAUCAGUCAUAUGUUUACCUCUUAAUGAGAUCCGAUAAAAACAAAGUAUACAAAGUCUUUUAAAAGCUAUACCAAAGUAUAAACAACCAAUAAAACAAAAGUUUAACAAAAUGACAGCAACAAAACCAUUAGAAAUACCUUUACCUCUGUACAUAAAAAAAGAAAAGGACGAAAAAAUAUCAUCCGAUGAAAGUGAUGAUACAGAUACCGACAACAGUGAUAGUACAUCAUCCUCACUAUUAUUGCAGCCUUCUAUUUUGCAAAAAGAUUGUCUCAGUACAGUUGAUCUCAACGAUUUCCUUCGUUUGACAUCAAUGGUAAGGCGUGUUUACUUUUCAUAUUUACACAAAUCAAUUAUAAACAAUUACAACGUGUGCUGCUCUUCAAUAAAAGGUGAGAAAGAUAUAUCACGUGGUGAUUUGAAAAAAUUUUCAAGUCUUUUGGAACUUAAUGCAGUUCGCGCCUCUAUUGAAACGUCACUUUAUCGCCAAGCGAUUUUGAAAAUAAUAACAGACGUCAAAAACGAUACUUUGAAUAAUAAAAUUCAUAAUAAACUAGCAGUUUAUCUUGAUACCCCGCCUAAAACAGUUGAUGUUGCUGUACAAACUUGUUUUGAAGACGAAAUAAUUAAAAAUAAUUUGAAUUUUUCAAAAAAUACCGCCAAUGUCACGAACAAUUUAAAUAAACAAGAUAAUAAUGACAGCUGUCAAUUUUUUGACAGUCGAUUAUCAGAAGAAUUAAAAAUUAAUGAUUUAAAGUCAACUGGUAGUGAGCAAAGGGUUGAACAAGACGGCGAAUUUGAAAAACAAGAUGGCGGAUUUGAAAAUAAAGAUGAAGGUAUGGAAUCAAAAAAUGAUAUUAAUGAGAUAGAAGAUAAAAUAAAUAAAAAUAUAAUUGAUGUUUUUGGUAACUCUGUAAGUAAUGGCGAUGAUAAUAUCGGUGAUGACGACACGACCUGUCAGGAUAUUGAAAAUAUUGAUGAAGAUACUCACGAUACUUUAGUUCAGCAUUUAGAGAGCAUGUUUUGUGAAAGUGAUGACAGUAGUGAUCUAAUGGCAUUAAUUGAAAAACAUUCGGGUGUUAGUAAGUCGAGUAUUGACAUGGAAGUUAAUAAAUUAAUUAAAACAAAUAGUAGCAGCAAUAGUAAUAUUAAUAAUAGUAGUAAUUUAAAUAUAAAUAUUAAUGGUAGUAGUAAUAAAUUAGACAGAAAUAAAGUUAAAAAAAAAGAAUUGGAGGUUAACGAAGCCGGUAAACGCAAAGUAUCGUUCAUUGAAUAUCAAAAAAUGAAAAAGCGAUCGCUGGAUGACAGUAAUAGAGUUGAAGACAAGCAGACGAAAAAAAUGAGAGGAGUUUGGCUGGUGGAGAGGAUCCAUCAGGUAUCGAAGUUGAGGGCCAAGAUGCUGGAGCUGUCGGUGAGGAACUACAGGAAACACGGAAGGCUGAGGGAUAAAUUUCAGGAAUUGUUUGGAGAUGAUGAUGAGGAUGAAAUGAUGCCAGAGUCCCCGGUUCAUAUCGAAGAGCAUUUGAAUGCUUGCAAAGAACGCAUUGCACCCUGGGUUGUUAAAUACUUGAUGCCGUAUUAUGAAAAGAAAAUAAAUGGCAAUAAACUGUUGUUUAAAAUCGUUGCCAAACAUGUUUCGGAUAAACUUAUUUUAGAAAAUACUUUUCCUGAGGAAGAAUGCGUCAAUAAAUAUAUAAAAAAUUAUUUUAAAAACAAAUCAUGUAUCAAAACAGAAGCUGAUAUUUAUAUCUAGAUUUAUUAUUAACGAUAAGUCAGUAGAAAAUUUAUAAAUAAACUAGAUUAAUUUUUUUCAAUCUAUUAUUGAAAUUAAAUUUUUUUUUGCUCAGUAUUAUCACCAACAGCUUUUUGUUUUAACGUUUUUUUUUAUUUUAACUCUGUACAAAGUCAUUAAUUUACAAAACGUUA